GUGACAGGGAAAUGUUGUGACAGGAGUGAGGCUGAAAUCCUCCGCAGUGUGAAUCGUUGCUUCACCGCCAGGCGCUUCCAUCGGACUCAAACUGCAGCUGUGUUCAGAAAAUGGCCGACAGGUUUUCUAGGUUCAACGAAGAACGUGAUUUCCAGGGUGGGAAUCACUUUGACCAGUAUGAAGAAGGCCAGUUGGAGCUGGAGCAGGCGUCCUUGGACAAGCCAAUCGAAUCGGAUAACAUCGGACACCGGCUGCUUCAGAAGCAUGGAUGGAAGUCGGGGCAAGGACUUGGAAAGACCAUGCAGGGACGCACCGACCCUGUGCCCAUUGUCCUUAAAUAUGAUGUCAUGGGGAUGGGAAGAAUGGAGAUGGAGCUGGACUAUGCAGAGGAUGCCACAGAAAAGCGGAGAGUGCUUGAAGUGGAAAAAGAGGAUACAGAAGAGCUUCGACAAAAAUACAAGGACCAGGUGGAAAAGGAGAAGGCUAUCGCAAAAGCUCUGGAAGACCUGAGAGCAAAUUUCUACUGCGAACUAUGUGACAAGCAGUACACCAAACACCAGGAAUUUGACAACCACAUUAACUCGUACGACCAUGCGCACAAACAGCGGUUAAAAGAGCUGAAGCAGAGAGAGUUUGCACGCAAUGUUUCCUCCCGUUCUCGAAAAGAUGGAAAGAAGCAAGAGAAGAUGCUGCGUCGACUGCACGAGCUGGCAGAGCAGAGGAAACAGGACAAACAGAACCGUACUCCUGGAAGUGGCCCUAUGUUCAAAACGACAACAGUCGCUAUUGACGGGGAGAAAGAAGGAGAUGGUGAAGGCGCUGCACUCGAGAACCCUGUUUUGACAGAUGCCAUCCGUGAGGGAUCGCCAUCAGAGAAAAUUGGCCAAUCCUCCCCGAAGCCCAGCCCAACUAUCAAUUUUUCACUGGGGAAGAGCACAUCCUCAUCCCCAACCCCCAGUAGUGGAUCAAAAGUCAGCGUGUCGUUCUCUUUUGCUAAGAAAGCCCCCGUAAAGCUGGAAACUGCAGCUGCUGUGUUCGCUGAUCAUGGCGAGGAGGCUAAAGAGGAAGAUGAGGAUCAGGAGGGAGAAAAGGCUGGGAGACAGGAGGAGACAUCCGCCUGCAGCACAGAGAGUCCUAAGGGAGCGCCUGAAGGAGAUGGAGGAGGGGAGAAAGGCGGUGCGGCUGAAGCAGAAGAGGUGCAGCAGCCUGAUGACGGUGGCUCACUGGCUUCAACUUUAAACAAACUGAAGAUGAUGAUGAAAAAGGAUGAAGGAUAUUCUGGACAAGAACCUCAGUACUAUCACUACGUACCUCCAGCUCAUUGUCGGGUGAAGCCUCACUUCCAGUUUUUGUUGUUUAUGAAGGCUUUGGAGCAAUGUCAGAGCAAAGAAGAUGACGAAGAAGAAGAAGAGGAAGAAGCAGGGGAAGUUCAAAAGGCUGAAGAAAGUUCUGAUCAGACAGAAUCCAAAGUUACAGACUCCACAACUGAGAAAGAAGAAGGUAAAGAUACAUCAGCAACCGACAUAGAGCCGCCUGCUUUGUCACCUAAAGUAAAGAUGGAGGAAAAUGUCUCUUGUGCUCUGGACACGGCUUCUGCUGCUCCCUCUUCUCCCACUCAGAAACCAGAGAACAGCCAGAGCACACCCGACUCAAACACUGGUCCAAAAAUCCCAAUGGGUCCCUUCUUCCCUGUCCUCAGCAAAGAUGAAAGUACCACUUUGCAGUGGCCUACAGAGCUUCUUGAGUUUACAAAAGCUCAGCCUUCACUGUCUUACAGCUGCAAUCCUCUCUACUUUGACUUUAAGCUUUCAAGAAACAAAGGAUUGCGUGGUGGGAAAGCAGCAAAGUCCCGCAAGCCUGGAGAAGAGACUGAUGAGAAAGGACAAGACACAGCUGCUCCAACAGCUGAAGCUGCUGUACCUCUACCUGAAGCAUGCACUGAUAAAGACAAGCCGUCAAUGAAGGGAGAUCCCAGCCAGCCUGAAUCUGAUGAGCAAAAAGCCACAACUGCAAGCAGCAGUACCAAAAAGAAGAAGAAGAAAAAGAAGCAUAAGAAGUCUGGAAAACAUUCAAAACGCAAAGGAAAAGAAAAGGACAUAGCUGAAGAUGCAGAGGAGAAUGCCGAGGUGGCUGAAGAAAAACCUAAAAAGAAGAAGAAACACAAACGGAAAAAGAGCAAAAAUAAAGCUCAAGAUCAAGAAGAGGCUGCCGGGGAUGAAAAAGAAAAAAAUAAGCUAAAGUCGGAAGAAAAAGCUGCUUGUUCCUCUGUUCAGCCCCCAACUGGAGGGGGAGGAGCCACAGGAGCUGAGUUGGGUAAAAGGAAACGUGCUCCAAAGGAAGUGCCUUCUAAGUCUGGAGCAGAACAAGGAGGAAGUGGAAAAACCGAUAAGACCAGCCCACCCGAAGAUCACAGCGGUUCCAAAAAACAAAAAACCGACUCCAGUGGAUCGCAAAGCGCCUCCUGCUCCACCUCCGCCCAAAAAAGUCCGGGUCACGGCAGACCACCUAGCAGUGAGAGUGAGGAAGAUGGCGGCUCUAACACCCAGCGCUCGCGCCAUCACAGGUCCACCCCACGGGAGCAGCGGCGCCAUCACAGUGAAGAAUCCAGGCGGUCCUGCAGUCGCUCGUCAAGGCGUGGGGAGAGACGUGGGGAGAGACGUGGCAGCAGCCGGCGACGCCAUCGCGGCCAAACCUCCCGCAGCCGUUCUUACUCUAGCAGCUCUGGGCGCUCCUCGGCAAGAAGCAGUGCCUACAGUCACCGUAGCCGCAGUUACUCAGACAGUUACAGCGACUACAGCACAGAGGGGCGACGGCGCAGGCGCUCCAAACGUUCCUCAGAGUCCGAGUACGAGUGGAGAGGCAGCCGAGGUCGUAGGCGAUCCAGGAGACAUCAGUACUCCUCUUCAUCGUCGGACGAUUCCCGCUCACGUUCACGCAGCUACAGCAGGAGGAAGCAUCACCGGCGUCGCCAUCACAGCAGUUCCAGAAGCUCCAGCAGCUGGAGCCGCAGCACCAGCACCAGGUCAUGGAGGCGUAGCUACAGCCGAAGCCGAAGCUCAGCGAGUCGCUCCUCCAGCUCCAACAAAGGCUCCCCUCACAGACGAUCCAUCAGGGGCCGAGCCGACAGCGACACGCAUCGCAGAGAUUUCAACCACUCUCGAAUCUAUCGCUCCCAGUCUCCUCGCUCAUCGUCACGAAGCUUUAACCGGAACAGCCAUGCAUCCUCCUCUCAGACUUUGAGGCCGGUCGGAUCUCGUGAUGCAGGGGAGCACAAAAAUAUGCUGACGGCGCGGCAGCUGCUGGAGAGGGUGCAGUCCAAGAAAAGUUCUGAGGAUUCUGGAACAAAGUCUGGGCUUAAGAUUAAGGACCCACCAACAGGUUACUUUGGUCCUAAACUACCUCCAACCUUGGGAAGCAAAGCCAUGCUGCCACUUUUUGGGAAGCUGCAGGCAGGGAAGAAACCAUUGAUUCCCCUGACAAGACCCGACGAGGGAGAGAAAUCAGGAACUGGAAAGGGUUCUGAAGCAGAUGGGGAGGUUAUCCUUGUAGAACCUAUAAGAGAGUUCCCUCCUCCACCCCCACCCCCAGCCCCACCGGUGCAGAAGGUGGAGGAGGUCCCACAGAACACAGUUACUGCGCAGGAGACACAAGCGCAGUCAAAUGUCGAAGAGCAAGUUCACCAGGAAGCCCAGCCACUGUUUGAACAAGAUCCUUCCAUGAUGAUGCCCCAGUAUCAAGCUGAACCAGGUCAAGACCCCUCGCAGAACCCAAUGAUGGACUCCAUCAUGCCUGAAAUGCAGCAACAGCAGGCUGCAGUGCACGGCUACCCCACCUACCCUCCGCCCAAUCUGGAGGAGGACGGCAUCGAGGCAGAAGAGGACGGCCUGGCUCCUCUGGAGAGUCAGCCUAUCACCUUCACCCCAGAGGAGAUGGAGAAAUACAGCAAACUACAGCAGGCGGCUCAGCAGCAUAUCCAGCAGCAGCUUCUGGCCAAGCAGGUUAAGGCCUUCCCUUCGGCUGCUGCCGCGGUGGCGGCUGCUGCAGCGGCAGCUAACUUGGCCCCGGCUCCCCCUCCUCCAGCCCUGCAACAGAUCCACAUUCAGCAACCGACGGUCUCCGUAGCCUCGGGCACAUCAAUCACCACUGUCCAACACGCCAUCUUGCAGCACCAUGCUGCCACCGCCGCAGCAAUGGGCAUCCACCCUGCACACGCCCACCACCCCCACCCUGCACACGCCCAGCUGGCCCAGGUGCAUCACAUUCCUCAGCACCACCUCACUCCCAUCUCCUUGUCCCAUUUAGGCCCGUCUCUUGGUCAUUCUUUGGGACACUCUCUGGGGCAUGCGGGGUUAAUUCCUGCACACCAUACAGCCUUCCUUUCUGGGCAGCCUAUUCAUAUCAUCCCUGCCUCUGCACUUCACCACACACCUUUGGCGCUCCACCAUGUUCCACACGCGGCCCUCUAUCCAACACUAUUUGCAUCUCGGCCAUCUCAGGCUGCCGCAGCAGCAGCUCUCCAGCUCCACCCACUUCUGCACCCAAUAUUCUCGGGACAGGACCUCCAACACCCUCCUAACCACGGUUCAUGAGGGAUAAUAGAUUAGGAACAGGAUAUGAACACUUAGCCUCUGACAGAGCGUUGCAACGAUCUUGAUUUAGGGAUAGAGAUGAAGCUUUUCCUCUAUAUAGGAAGUCAGACAUGUCGGUAAAAGCAUUAUUCCACCAACUAAGUGGGCGUUACAUGGUUUAGCUGUGUUUUGUUAAAAAGUUGACACUAGCAUUUUCUAUUGGUUCAUCUGGGUGUUAUUAUUUUCCUUUUCCCCAUGUUUCCUGCUAUGAAGGCGAGUUUGUAGAUGUAAAGAGACUGUUUUCGCAACCAAUUUGAGUUUACAGCCACAUUUACCACUGAAUUAUUUUGUUUUCCUCGUUUUGAAAUCAGAUUAUUAGCUAAUUCUGGCAUCCAAAGAGAUUCAUAAUAGCAGAGAUGGCAUUGAGGAUCGUGUUGAGAUUCGGUUACAGAAGCAAACAGCUUCAGCUCUCUUCUUUUGAGAUGUGCCCAUAGAUUUACAACAUCUCACUGACGUUUGAUACUUUUCCCCAUAUAACACUCUGCUUUUCAUUAUUUUCUGGUCUCAAAGCGGUUUUCGUUUGUGUAAUUUGUACAUAUAUCAGUGUGUAAUGUGAAGAAGACAGCCAUUAAUAACCUUAUAAAAUAACUAUGGUGUCUAAACUGGUAUGACGCUCAAAAGAAGUCCUGAAUUUGAAGAAAAAUGGCAAAGAGGUUUUAACAUCUGUUACUGAGGCAAAGCUCCUGUUUCCCCACAGAGGGGCACAUGUGAAUGAAUUGCACUGAAAUCUGUACAUUAGGAUGGUGCUUUUGCAUCAUGUAACGAUUGUAGUAUACUGCAAUAAUUGUAUUUUUAUUUUUAAAUUAUUUUCAAAAUGCUCUUCAGAGGAAGAGCAUUGUUUGGCUUUUUUCUGUAAUUUUGUAAAUAAAAAUGCUGUAGAUUAACCUAUUAACAAAAAAAAAAGGUUGACAUUGCUCUCGGUUGAGCAGGUGAAUUAGAAGUUACAAGACGGAUUCGUAUUUUAUCAAGGUUGGUUAUGAAAUCCUUCCCUCUGGGAUCGCAGACAAAUUACUUGUCAAAAAAAAAAACUAAAGUUGUGACUGUAUUUUUUAAAAACAUAACUGUUUCAACAAAUAAAACUUUGAGUCCA
This is a messenger RNA of Cyprinodon tularosa, 5718 nucleotides long. It is a transcript of the gene gpatch8, whose product is annotated as G patch domain containing 8. The record is from RefSeq and is a predicted model, not a curated record. Gene Ontology annotation, molecular function: nucleic acid binding. Gene Ontology annotation, cellular component: nucleus. Lineage: Eukaryota; Metazoa; Chordata; Actinopteri; Cyprinodontiformes; Cyprinodontidae. The transcript is spliced from 8 exons. The coding region runs from base 111 to 4589 and encodes 1492 amino acids.